Molecule: messenger RNA, 4204 nt
Organism: Liolophura sinensis
Lineage: Eukaryota; Metazoa; Mollusca; Polyplacophora; Chitonida; Chitonidae
Product: protein inscuteable homolog
Exons: 13
Coding region: 602-2125 (507 amino acids)
Biological process (GO): apical protein localization; establishment of mitotic spindle orientation; asymmetric cell division
Cellular component (GO): apical cortex
Molecular function (GO): protein binding; cytoskeletal adaptor activity
Source: RefSeq, a predicted model, not a curated record
UUAAUUAGUUCCUCCUAAUAGGCCAGUCUUCAAAUAUCUGUUCUUUAGGGUAACACACUCGCAUUAAAAAAAAACUGGGUUGGUUAAUUGGUAGGGUUUUUAUUGUUUUUAUGUUAUCCUGGCUAAUGAAAGAAAUAGGAUUUUAAAGAGAAACAUAAGAAUGCCAUGCAAAAUCCAAUAACUACUUUUUGAAGGAUAAGUUGGGUUAUUAAUCUCAGUGAACAUAUUUUCAGUGAUGGCCUGUAUAAAAGCAAUGGCUACAGGCUUGUUCAUGACAUGUAUCAGGCGUGGGCUGUUCUGAUCUGAGAGGUGAUACUGUGACAUAGAUCAGGGCACGGGUAAGCUGUCAGUCACCGUGAUCAACUCAAGCCUAAUCUGGCAUGCUGCUAAUGAGCGCUCCUGCACGCAGUCCUAACAGUCAAUUAAUUCAGACCUUGUUGAUCCACAUCUGAUAGACAGUAAUUAAACUGUUACAGGUGACAUGUUUUUGGACAGGAGUUGUUAUACACGCAUGCACAUCACCGUUGCAGAAAACAGAUGUCAAACAGAACCCUCAACCCUCCCUCCCACAGCACACUAAUCUAUCGGUGUGUAGUAGAGGAUGAUGAAUGAGGAUGUGAACCCUGUGGGGAAGUGGCUGGAGGAACUGAGGAUGAUGACUGAAGGAGAGUGUAUGUGUAUUCUACAGGGCAAGUCCCUCGUCUCUGACAAGUCCCCACCACACCCCGUCCAGAAAAUUAAAGAUGGCAUUGACAGGAUUCGAGAACAAGCAAACAUUAUCACAGGUGACUUCUCCAAGCUGUUCAGAAGGGUAGAGAAAGAGAAGUGGAAGCAUCUGAGUUAUAACAGCCUUCAGGUUACAUGCCCUAUCAGGGGACUGAUCAGUCUGUCUAACACUUACAUCCCUGACCCACCGACCUAUAUCAUGGAGCAAGAGGAGGUUGUGAUGGGAGAGUGUGCUAAGCUGGCCCAGCAGGCUGACAGCUUUAACAUUAACACCUGUAACUCUGCGGUCCUGAGGGUGCGAUUGGUCAACCAGCUCACCUUCCUUGGCCAAUCCUUCAGCCGAUUGGUCGAUCUUCUGCUGAGUCACUUAGUGCAGUCUAUCGUAAUGUUUUUGGAGGAGGCGGAGACCCCGCAGGAGCUGAACACCGCCCUCAGUACCCUCAUCAGCCUGGGCCUGGAGGGUGAACACAUGUGCUACAUCAUUGCCAGAGAGGGAGGGUUGAGGGUGCUGUUUGACAUCUGUAGAAGCACAUCACUUCAGGGCAGCCAGUCGCAGGCCCUGAGGGCUGUGGCGACUAUUUGCUGUGUGACAGAGAGUAUAUUGGAGCUGGAGAGGGUAGGUGGAGUGGAAUGUGUCAGAGAAAUACUAUGUGACAGUAGGUCCAGUGAAGAGCUCCUGGGCGAGGCAGCUGGGGUUAUUGCACAGAUUACCUCCCCUUGUCUGGAAAACUAUCAGCAUAUAAGUGGAUUCCAGGAGAACAUGGCUGAUUUGGUGCCAGCAUUGAUAGUUCUAUGUGAUGCCAGCACAAAGCCAGAAGUGAUGUUGUUGUCAACCGCUGCUCUGGCCAACAUGACCUUUAUGGACAGUACAGCUUGUGAGCUGUUACACCAGGCUGGUGCUCCCCGCGUUUUGGCCAAGGUCAUCUCGGAAACCAAAGCCAGCUCUCUGUUUGCUAAAGACCAGGUGGCCACAAUACUAGCCAACAUGGCUGCAGUGGAGGUGUGUCGUAAUGACAUAGUGGAGCACCGAGGGAUAGAGUUACUGCUGAGUUUCCUUCAUGAGGGACCCACCCCCAGGAGCAGUGAGGCAGAAUUGUCGGCGUGUGAACGUGUCCAGCAAAAGGCUGCCAUCGCCCUAACCAGACUCAGCCGAGAUGCGCAAAACGCAAGGGCUGUCGUUCAGCAACAUGGAAUGCCUCGUCUAGUGCAGCUGUGUAGAGAUGUACAUGAGAGAAAUGACAGUGAUGCAGUAUUAGUGGCAUGUCUGGCGGCCCUGCGUAAAAUCUGCUCUCUCUGUGGCGUAGGAGACAUGUCCUUGAUUGAUGUACAGCAGUUAGUACAGCCUCGUCUUAUGGACUCUUUCCUGAUAUGUACACACAGAGAUGAAAACUUUGUCUGAACAACUUAGCACCAACACACUGAAAACUAAAAGUACUAGCUCCCUUCAGAAGUGGACAUAUGCAGGAAUUCCCUCCAGAGAUAGCAAGGCAUAAACUGGGAUUUGAAAUAACUGAGGAUUUGAAAAACACAAUUCAUCUUGUGUCUCAAAGGCAAAAAAAAUGUUUUACCAUCUGCAAUGGUUGUAUGAGUGGUGAAAGUUCAUAGAAAUGGACAACAAAGGGCUGGUACUUGAACUUGAAUAUUUUGUCAGUGCCUUUUAAGCUUGUGAUAUCUAAUUACUCCUUGUCCAAUAUAUCCAGCGUUUCUAAUGAUUUUCUGACAGUGUCAGUUAGAAUUGCCUUAAAACUAUAUUCAUGGAUAUUUAUUUUGAAGGGCUUGCAAUAUUUUUUAUGUUUUUAAAGUAAUCAAGAAUUAUUCAUUGACAUAAAAGUGUUGAAGUUUAUAGGUGGUGGAGACCAAAGUGCCAGGUAAACCCUUAGGAAGGUAUCUGACAGAGAGGUCUGGUACCAAGUAUAGAUUUUAUCUGACGUGUAAGAAAUUAUGUAUUAAGUAUAGGUGUUUAUUUGAAGCAGUUGUUUACAAAUCUUCAUGCCACAUAUACUAAAUUAUCCUAUAUUCACAUAUCCUAUGCACUCACCAACACAUAUCAUUAAGAUGUCAUUAGAGCACAUUAACGUAAAGAAUACUAUAAACAGAACAUUAACAACUGGAGGCGGCUGUGGUUGUGACGUUGAUUGUGGUUGUCACAUUGAUUGUGGUUGUGACAUUCAUUGUGGUUGUGACUGGUACACUCAACCUGUACAUUCUGUUGACACUUUUACUGUAACUCUUCAACCUUUUCAGCCACCUCUGCAGCCAAUAUUUUGAAUCAUUCUGAGAGAACUAUGGAGUGUAGAGAAAUAAUUUGCACAGUUUUAUGAACCUUACAUCUUUAGUGACACAAACAAACCAUUUCUUUAUUGUCAUUUUUAUUCUAAAUGUAUUCAUUAAUUCCUCUUAAAAAUGUGUUUUAGUGUGUGAAAUGGUUGAAGAUUUGGACGGAUGUUUUGAAAGAAAAGACAUAAACCAAAUAUAAAUAUCCAUCAAUAAAAUAUUCCACAUAAAGUGAAAAAGUAUACCUUUUUUCUGGUGUUGCAUAUCUGGGAUUCAAAGGAAGCAAAAUUGUGCACAUUUGGUUUUUCUAACAUGGCGUAUAUUAUGUCCAUGUAACAAUUCCAUAUCAAAAGUUGAUUUAUAGAAUUACCAAACAUGGCAGUAGAAUAUUUAGAAUUGUUUCUGUUCCUCUUCUGAAGUAAUAUGGCUUAUUGAACAGAUGUUUUAUGGUUUGCUGGACUUCUGUGCCAAGUUCUGCAGCAGUUUCUAAAGUGGCUUAGAAUUGGACAGAUGUGUUGAUUUAUCAUGAUUUUAUGGACAGCUGGGUUAAACUUAUUCUAUUUUAUCCUAGUGUUAUAGGUGAAUAAACUAGACACAUUAAAAACUCACUUGGUAUUGAAUAUCGAUAGCAAGUAUUAAACUGUUAUAUACAUUGGUUUUUUCAUCAACAUAUUUGUAUUGUUCUUUUAGCUAACUUAAAAUGAAUUUUAUUGAGGCGUUGUCUAUUAUUUGUGAGUUUGCAAAAAUACUCAUGGUUUAGUAUUAUUUUUAUCGAUGCUUGAUAUUGGUAUACGUGUACAUUAGUAUGUGCUUUAAUGUCUGUGAAAUCAGUUGUCUACAAACAAUGUAUGUGCCAUAUUGAUGUUGUGGACAUAUGAGAGCUUAAAGAAAAUACUCACCAGAGUUUCACCAGUGAGAAAUACUCUUCUUUCAUGAUUGUUUCUGUGUUUAACAUUUACAAAAACUGAGGAGAAUUCUAUGAAGGUUUAGCACCAUCUAGUUUCUUUUCGCUGUUCACCGCUAGGUGCUUCAGUGUAAAUGAGCACUGGGUGUUUUUUAUUCUUAGACAGUAACAAAAGUCAUCAAUAGCAAUACCUGCUAUGUUUGAAUAAUUUUUGGUUCCGCUAACAUAAUAUAUUGCGAGAGGUUGUAGCUCUCUCAUCAUUGAGCUUGUAAAUGUGAGUCUCACUCAGGUUCUCAGCAC